Procambarus clarkii (red swamp crayfish) is the source of this 702-nucleotide messenger RNA. Lineage: Eukaryota; Metazoa; Arthropoda; Malacostraca; Decapoda; Cambaridae. The record is from RefSeq and is a predicted model, not a curated record.
AUGGGCAGAGUCAAGGAAGAGGGGGAGGGUGUUGCAGUGUGCAUCAGCAAAUCUGUGCAUGUUAAACCCAUUGAUGUAGUCAUCACUGGUCUUCUUGAAAUUAUGUUCUUCAAAAUUGCCAUAAAUCCAGAUGAUCGUCUCAUACAAAGAGCAACGGCCGGAGUGUUGGAUGCUGUGUUGUCAACAGAUGAGCAUCAGCGCUGUUCUGUAUUCCUCAUCACAGACGCCGCCUCAUCACACCAAUCAGUUAUGGAUUUAACAAAGGUGUCAGGAGUGGGAGGAGGUGUGGGCGUCUUCAGGACAACAAUGGACGUCUUGGAUGGUAACGGUACACGCUGGCAGCUUCCUCAGCUGCUUCAUCACGCUAGGAAGGUGCGGCGGGAGUCGAGGUGCGUGACGGUGGUGGUGGUGAGUGACGACCUGGCCUUCCUGGCGGCCUUCGCCCAGUGGUCCCUCAACGAGCACCUGCUGGUGUGGUCGACGAGGCUCCUGGUCGUCACCGGCCGGCCCCUCCAGCACCUGCAGGUCCUCCACAGGCUGCUCUUCAUCACCAACUCCAUGCUGCUGAUUAUUGAAGACUCACUUGACAACUUCAGCUACAAUGUGUCCAUAUUAGGCCGUGGAAAAAUUUAUUUCAGGUCGUGGAAUUUUUCCAGAUAUGCAGCGUCACUGGCCGCUUGUGUCAUGAGGAGAGAAUUAUAG